Messenger RNA from Impatiens glandulifera, 3411 nucleotides. RefSeq names its product receptor-like protein kinase HSL1. NCBI's taxonomy places the organism in Eukaryota, Viridiplantae, Streptophyta, Magnoliopsida, Ericales, Balsaminaceae. The record is from RefSeq and is a predicted model, not a curated record. Gene Ontology annotation, biological process: protein phosphorylation. Gene Ontology annotation, molecular function: receptor serine/threonine kinase binding; ATP binding; protein kinase activity. Bases 244 to 3231 code for a protein of 995 amino acids. The transcript is spliced from 2 exons.
GGAAGGACUAUAAAGUUACCCCCAAUUCUCCGGCAGAUCCUCUAUCCUCCUCCUCCUCCGAUCUUGUACCUUCAGAUCUCUAUCGGUCUUUAUCCGACAAUGCUUCCUUAACUAUUUGAUUUCAAAACACAUUAUAUGAAGAAACAAUGGGCUCGAUCUGUCUGUAAAUAAAUAAAUAGAUACAACAAUUUACCCCCUUCUUCUUCUUCACCGCUCCGUGUUUUCCGGGAAGAAAAAUAAAAAAUGAUUCCAACUUUCCUAUUGUUCAUCUUCCUCGCUUCUUCUUCUGUUGGUUCGAUUCUCUCUUUGAACCAAGAAGGUAUAUACCUCCAACAACUCAAGCACGGAUUCGACGAUUCAGAUGGCAUCUUCUCCACCUGGAAUGAACGGGACAAUACGCCGUGUAAAUGGGCAGGAGUCACAUGCAGUCAAUCCUCCGUCACCGCCGUAGACCUAUCCAACGCCAACAUAGCUGGUCCAUUCCCAUCUGUUGUUUGCCUUCUCACUAGCCUCACUUUUCUUUCUCUCUACAAUAACUCCGUUAAUUCCACUCUCCCUGAUCUCUCCGCUUGUCAGAAUCUCCAGCAUUUAAAUCUAGCUCAAAAUCUGCUUACUGGGUCUCUCCCUCCGUCUUUAGCUGAGAUGGUUAAUUUAAAACACCUUGAUUUGGCUGGCAACAACUUCUCCGGCGAUAUUCCGAUCAGUUUCGGUCGUUUUCAGAAGCUCGAGGUUCUCUCUCUUGUUUUCAACCUUCUAGAUGGGACGAUUCCUUCGUGUUUGGGGAACAUAUCGACUCUCAAGCAGCUGAAUCUCUCAUACAACCCUUUUGCGCAGGGUCGAAUCCCGCAUGAGAUUGGGAAUCUCGUUAAUCUCGAGAUCCUCUGGCUCACCGACUGCAACUUGGUUGGUCCCAUUCCUGACUCGCUAGGACGACUCAAUCGACUUACGGAUUUGGAUUUAGCUUUGAAUGCGCUCAACGGGCCUGUUCCGAGUUCACUCACUUGGUUAACGAGUGUUGUCCAAAUAGAACUCUAUAACAACUCGUUAACUGGCCGGUUACCGUCUACGGGGUGGUCGAACAUGACGGCCUUAAGGUUGUUUGAUGCGUCAAUGAAUGGGUUGACUGGAAUGAUCCCCGAAGAGUUGUGUUCUUUACCGCUUGAAUCUCUCCACCUAUAUGAGAACAAUUUAGAGGGAAAUCUACCAGAAAGUAUAGCUAAUUCUCCAAAUUUAUACGAACUGAGGCUUUUCGAGAAUCGGCUGACAGGAGAAUUGCCAAAAGAUCUGGGAAGAAACUCGCCGUUGGUCUUGAUAGAUGUUUCGAGCAAUCAAUUUUCCGGGCAAAUACCCAAGGGUCUAUGCGAGAAGGGGUUUCUGGAGGAGAUGUUGAUGAUAUACAACUCAUUUUCCGGCGAAAUACCUUCAAGUUUGGGGGAAUGUAGAAGCUUGACAAGGAUCAGAUUGGGGAACAACCGGUUUUCCGGCGAAGUGCCGGAGGGGUUCUGGAGUCUCCCAAAUGUCUACCUGCUCGAGCUAGUAAGCAACUCAUUUUCCGGUGGAAUCGCGAAAACCAUAGCCGGAGCGACUAAUUUGUCAACUCUGUUUAUUUCUUGGAACAAUUUUUCCGGCGUCAUUCCCGAUGAGAUUGGCUUUUUGGAUAGUUUGCUGGAGUUCACCGGUAGUAACAAUUUGUUUUCUGGUUCUUUGCCGACUAGCAUUGUGAAUCUUGGCCAAUUGGAAAAGCUUGACCUCCAUAACAAUCAUCUCUCUGGUUACCUCCCCAGUGAAAUUCAUUCUUGGAAUAAGCUCAAUGAGCUGAAUCUUGCAAACAAUCAGCUUUCCGGCAUUAUUCCAGAUGAAACCGGAAACUUAACGUCACUUAAUAACCUUGAUCUUUCCGGUAACCAAUUUUCCGGCAAAAUCCCAUACGGGUUACAGAAUUUGAAGCUCAAUAAGCUGAACUUGUCAAAUAAUCGACUAUCAGGUGACAUACCGCCUUUAUACGCCAAGGAAAAUUAUAAGAACAGUUUCAUCGGCAAUCCUGGUUUAUGCGGCGACAUAAACGGCUUAUGUGAAACCAAAAGUGUUGGCUACAAAUGGUUAUUAACAACAAUCUUCGUCCUCGCCGGUAUGGUUUUCAUUGCAGGACUCGUUUGGUUCCAUUCGAAAUACAAGAAUUUCAAGAACGCUAACAAGGAAGAACCCAACAAAUCAAAAUGGACAUUGAUGUCAUUCCACAAACUGGGUUUUAGCGAACAAGAGAUCUUGGGUUCUCUCGACGAAGAUAACGUGAUCGGAAGAGGCUCCUCGGGCACUGUAUACAAGGUGGUUUUGAGCGAUGGUGAGGCUGUUGCUGUUAAGAAGCUAUUCGGACUGUCGAAGAUCGAUGGGGAGAGUGGUGAAGAUUUGGAGAAAGGCUGUUCGAAAGAAGACCGUUGCUUUGAGGCAGAAGUUGAGACAUUAGGGAAGAUAAGACAUAAGAACAUAGUCAAGCUAUGGUGUUGUUGUUCUACCAAGGAUUGCAAGCUUCUUGUUUACGAGUACAUGUCGAAUGGAAGUCUUGGAGAUUUGCUUCAUAGUGGUAAGAGUGGCCUUUUGGAUUGGCCAAUUAGGUAUAAGAUAGCUUUGGAUUCAGCCGAGGGUCUUUCGUAUUUGCACCACGACUCUGUUCCUCCUAUAGUUCAUCGUGAUGUGAAGUCGAACAAUAUCUUGUUGGAUUCGGAUUUUGGAGCUCGGGUGGCCGAUUUCGGAUUGGCCAAGCCCGUCGAUGCGAUUGGAAAGGGUGUUAAGUCAAUGUCUGUUAUCGCCGGUUCUUGUGGCUACAUUGCCCCUGAAUAUGCAUAUACAUUGCGGGUGAACGAGAAAAGCGACAUAUACAGUUUCGGGGUGGUGAUUCUUGAAUUGGUAACGGGUAAGCGACCAAUCUCCCCUGAAUAUGGGGAGAAGGAUUUGGUGAAGUGGGUUUGCGCCACUUUCGAUCAAAAGGGUGUUGAUAAUGUGAUCGAUCCAAAACUUGAAUCUUGUUUUAAGGAUGAAAUAUGCAAGGUUCUUAAUGUGGGUCUAUUAUGCACUAGCCCACUUCCGGUUAACCGACCGUCGAUGAGAAAGGUUGUGAAGAUGUUGCAAGAAGUGAGGGCAGAGUUUUACGAGAUGAAAGGCGUAUCGAAAGAUGGAAAAUUGACGCCUUAUUAUUACGAAGAUGCUGCCUCCGACAACGGAAGCUUAGCUUAGCAUUAUGAGGUUUUUUCAUAGAAAAGACAAAAAGGAAAUUGCUUGUUUUUUAAAAGUCAGAAUUGUAUGAAAUAUGAAUGUAAGCAAAGCAAAGGAGAUGAAUCAUUAUUAAAGGCGUUGUUUUUCUUCGUAUUUGUUUUAAAUGUUCAGGUAGUUGAUAUAAAUGACAAUAACAGUAAA